Messenger RNA from Scatophagus argus, 1711 nucleotides. RefSeq names its product arp2/3 complex-activating protein rickA-like. The record is from RefSeq and is a predicted model, not a curated record. Lineage: Eukaryota; Metazoa; Chordata; Actinopteri; Scatophagidae. Gene Ontology annotation, biological process: cell surface receptor signaling pathway. The transcript has 2 exons. The coding region runs from base 142 to 1092 and encodes 316 amino acids.
GUGUUGGCACAGCAGCACAGAUGCCCCACAUUUUUCAGGUGAAACACCUGAGAAGAAUGGGGAAGUUUGUGUGCAUAACUACUUUCAUUUUGCCUUGUUGGUACAUUUGGAUACAGACAGGCCGCUUGUCUACAGCUAAUCAUGGAUAUAGUUGAUUUUGUCUUGAACAUGAGCUCAGUCAUCCUCAAGAUGGUUGACAAUGCGAAGGCCAACAAGGACCGCUUACAACGAGUCGCCCAAAGAGUCAAGGCCCUGCAGGAACUAGUUCUCACCAUCAAACAGAGGGGGUCAGGUCAAAUCUCUUUCACUGUGGGCAACGCUCUGCGGGAACUCAGUGCCACUCUGACCUGUGCCAAGCAGGUGAUGGAGAAAUAUUCCCAGUCUAAACCUGUAAUGAACUUCCUGAAAUCCACCAUUCAUGAAGACAAGUUCUACAAGAUCAAUGAAAGACUCACUGAUAACUUUCAGAUCCUGUCUGGAGCUCUACAGAUCGAACAGGGGAAUGUACUGCACAAAGUGUAUGAAACUGUCUCAGGAAGGAGACAGGAUGAAGCAACCAUGCCCCCCAUGCCCCCCAUGCCCCCCAUGCCAGUGUCUAGUCCCACAGCUCCCAUGCCCCCCAUGCCAGUGUCUAGUCCCACAGCUCCCAUGCCCCCCAUGCCAGUGUCUAGUCCCACAGCUCCCAUGCCCCCCAUGCCAAUCUAUGGUCCCACAGCUCCCAUGUCCCCUAUGCCCAUGUCUGGUCCCACAGCUCCCAUGCCGCCCAUGCCAAUCUAUGGUCCCACAGCUCCCAUGCCGUCCAUGCCAAUCUAUGGUCCCACAUCUCCUGUCAGCAUCAUGCCCCCCAUGCCAGUGUCUAUCCAUGCUGCUCCCAUGCCUCAGCCUAGAAUCAUGGCCCCCAUGCCUUUCUCCAACAUCAUUGUAUCCAAGCCUGCUUUUGUGUCCCCUGUUGUUAUCUCCUCCACCAUGGUUUCCAAACCUGUCCUAAGGACUGUUGCCCCAGUGCAAGCAAAUUUGGCCCCAAUGACUUUAUCAGCACAAAAUACAGCUGUUGUAACCACUUAUGUGGUCAAGAAGUCUCAUUUUCCUUAAAGUAGCAGUACUGCUUUACUGCAUUUUUUUCUGUGAUAUAUGAAAGCAAAAGGCUGAGUAGGAGAACCCUUUUUUCCAUAGCUGCAGUACCCACAAUGUGCUCCCUGGUGCUGUUUCUCUGGGCAAGUACCCACAAACAAAAUACACUCAUCUUAACAUGUUACUUGGCCAAAUAUUCAACCCCAUUAUUAUUCAGUAUUUUUAUUAUAUAGAGACCGGAAACAAGAUGGUGUUGGUGAUGAAUAAGAUGGUGAGGACACAUGACAAAUGUCCAAGACAAAACAAAUCCAGCAGUACUGUGAGGAUGUGGUACUGCUCCUCAGGCCUGGAUAUGCUGAAAUUAACUUAACUUAACUUAAGCAUGAAAAAGAGGAGAAAAGGUCAAACUCUGUAUGUUAAAAUCUGUUUGUGCUCCAGGAAUAGAUUUUCUCUCUGAAGUCAGUAUAUAAAAGAAAGUCAGUUCAGUGUUUACAUGUGCAUUUAUUCUGUUUGCAUUUAAUACUUUUUAAAUUCAUGAUUAUUAUUUUGAUAUUUUUAUCUGAAGCACUUCACUACUGUGUAUGACACGAAUUAGGCAAUGAAUAAAAAUCCUACUGAUCAUUUUGUUUAUUUUUCCAUU